Messenger RNA from Diatraea saccharalis (sugarcane borer), 888 nucleotides. Lineage: Eukaryota; Metazoa; Arthropoda; Insecta; Lepidoptera; Crambidae. The record is from the annotation of a GenBank genome assembly.
AUGAAUAACGCCGAAUUAUAUGAAUGCAAUAACGACUUGCAGAAAAGAGACACUCUCGAGUGCUUAGAAGAAUACGCAAAAAAACUUAAAUGGAAUAGGACUGGUGAUAGAAUCAUAGACAUCGGUUGCGCAGAAGGCAGUGUAACAGUGAACUUGUUGAAAGAGUACAUCCCCAAAAACUUCAAGGUUCUUCUAGGCUGUGACGUCAGCGAGAAGAUGGUGACAUUCGCGAAUGUUCACCACAAGGACGAACGGACUUCUUUCUCCGUAUUGGACAUCGCACGAAAAGUACCAGAAGAAAUGUGUUACAAUUUCGAUCACGUUUUUUCUUUCUACGCAUUUCACUGGAUCAAAGAUCAAGAGACAGCUUUUUGCAAUAUCUUCGAUCUACUUGAGAAGGGGGGGCAAUGCCUACUGACGUUCCUAGGACACAACCCAAUGUUCGACGUGUAUCGUAUCCUGGCUAAGAGCAACAAAUGGAGUUGUUGGUUAGAAGACGUUGAGAAGUUCAUCUCCCCUUACCACGACUCGCAGGUAACUAAAGCUGCUAUUGUUUUAAUAAUGAAUAUCUUAAUUAAAAAAAGAAAAUGUUAUGGCUCAAUCAAUCACACUGGUCGAUGGAGCGAGUACUCGCUCAUCUCAUUGGCCAGCUAAAUAAUUACCGGCCAAUGAAAGCGAGGAACAUAAAUGCAGAUGUCAUCGACCAGUGUAACUGAGCAAUUAUGAAGAGAAGUAAUAGCAUUCAAAAUGCAGUGAGAGUGAGUGAGAAAAAAGAAGUGGUGAUAGGAGUCCUAUUAUGGCUGUAAUCUCAAUUUGCAUAAGGAACGCUAAUUAAUUUACCUUAAAAACUAAAAAGUGACCAAGUUAUUAUGUCUAGCUAAUUUGACU